AUGAGGUUCCUAAAAUCUACACAAAAAGAUAGGGAGUGCGUACUACCACCAUGUGGAGGUACCUUCAAUCGCAUGAUGCGCAUCCAAAACAGAGCUACUAGUAAAUCAAAUGGAGUGGAUUCAGGGCACUUACAAUGGAUUUCUGAGAGACACUACUUGAUCUUUGAGUUUGAAAAUAUGAACGUAGCCGUGGCCAUCUUCACUGAGGGAGCUUCUUCCUUGGACUUUGUUUGCAAGUAUCUGAUUGAAUUUGUGUCAAUGCUCGGAGGAUAUCGUCAAUUGGAGUCAGGUAGAUGGAAGAGUGGAGGGUGUGCAACAA
Ilex paraguariensis (yerba mate) is the source of this 319-nucleotide messenger RNA. The record is from the annotation of a GenBank genome assembly. NCBI's taxonomy places the organism in Eukaryota, Viridiplantae, Streptophyta, Magnoliopsida, Aquifoliales, Aquifoliaceae.